AGCUGAUGCGGGAUGCCUGAUGCCAUGAUGUCCUGCUUAGGAUGUUUUCGGCCAAGCCGAUUGGUUGUGGAGGAUGGAACGUUUUCCGUCCACUUGGCCCGCGAGGAGGGGCAAAAGUAUGGCUUUGUGGCCACGUAUUGUCCCAUGUUUCCAGAUGGGCAAGGCCUAGUCAUUACACACAUCAGUCACACGGACAAUGACACAUUCUCUGGAGUGGGGAAGUGGAACGAAGAACAUCCAGAGGAGCAAAUUCAAGUGGGACAGGCCAUUGUCUGGGCGAAUGGACACGCGACAUCACAUGAGAUGUUAAACCAUAUCAAACAAUCUUCGUCCAUUGAGAUGAAGGUGACACGGAACUUGAACGCAGUGCAAAAAGCAGUUCUACGUCAGCAUCGAUUGGUCAUGAAGGUGAAUGCGAGUGUUCACGUUUGCAUCGAGGUGGCCGAAGAGGAGCCCUGUGCGAUCUGCUACGAGGACAUGGGCUCACCGCCCCAGCAGGUCGGUGACGGGAACGAGGAUGGCGCUGUGGUGCUCACCAAGCAGGUGGUGAAACUGCCAUGUGGCCACUGCUUUCACAAGAACUGUGUUAUGCAUUGGCUGCUGUCGGCACAGCAUCACCAGCGCUGUCCCCUUUGCAACCAGAAGAUUUAAAACGUUUAAAGGAGCAGCAGACUUCAACAGUUUCCCCUCAGGGUCCGGUGGAUGUGGCGCUCGAUUUCGCAGCAGCCGUGAAACUGGAUCCGCUAAUGCCUUGGCGAAAAGAAGAAGUCGAGUUGGGGCACUAUUUGGCACCACUCUACGGGGGUUUCCAUAAAUGGGGGUGCCCC
Messenger RNA from Cladocopium goreaui, 827 nucleotides. NCBI's taxonomy places the organism in Eukaryota, Dinophyceae, Suessiales, Symbiodiniaceae. The record is from the annotation of a GenBank genome assembly.